Messenger RNA from Ornithorhynchus anatinus (platypus), 2997 nucleotides. It is a transcript of the gene AFAP1L2, whose product is annotated as actin filament associated protein 1 like 2. Bases 174 to 2672 code for a protein of 832 amino acids. Gene Ontology annotation, molecular function: SH3 domain binding; SH2 domain binding. The record is from RefSeq and is a predicted model, not a curated record. NCBI's taxonomy places the organism in Eukaryota, Metazoa, Chordata, Mammalia, Monotremata, Ornithorhynchidae. The transcript has 19 exons. Gene Ontology annotation, biological process: positive regulation of interleukin-8 production; positive regulation of DNA-templated transcription; inflammatory response. Gene Ontology annotation, cellular component: cytosol.
UGCUGCAACUCGUGCCGCAGCUGCGGUGGGUGAGCUCAGUGGGAGGGAGGGGCAGCCGGAGCGGUCUAGUCCCCUGGCAGGAGGGCAGCCAGGGGCGAGACCCCCCGGGACCCCCCGUCGUCCGGAGCGGAGCCGACCCGACCCCCGCGGCGGCUGCUUGCACGGGCGUCCAGAUGGAGAAGUACAAAGCCCUAGAGCAACUGCUGUCCGAACUGGAUGACUUUUUAAAAAUCUUGGACAAGGAGAACCUGAGUAGCACUGCUUUAGUGAAAAAAAGUCUUCUUUCUGACCUCCUUCGGCUAUACACGAAAACAAGCAGUUCAGAUGAAGAGUAUAUUUAUAUGAACAAAGUGACCAUGUAUAAACAGCAGAAUGUUGAGAUACAAGACAAAGUGCCGGAUCCCGGAGACUCUCUGUCCAAUGGGGAAUUGGUUCAGCACUUAACUCCCCCUCAGAAGAGCCUUCCUGACCUUCCGCCUCCAAAAGUCAUUCCAGAGAGGAAACAGCUCCCAAUCCCAAAGAUCGAGUCUCCAGAGGGAUACUAUGAGGAGGCAGAGCCAUAUGACACUUCCUUAAAUGAGGAUGGAGAAGCCGUUAGCAGCUCUUACGAGUCGUACGAUGAAGAGGAGACCAGCAAAGGGAAAUCGACUACUCACCACCAGUGGCCAUCACCAGAAGCCACGAUUGAGCUGAUGAAGGACUCCCGGAUCUGUGCCUUCUUGUGGAGGAAGAAAUGGCUGGGGCAGUGGGCCAAGCAGCUUUGUGUCAUUAAGGACAGCAGAUUACAGUGCUACAAGUCAUCCAAGGACCACAACCCCCAGCUGGAUGUGAACCUAUUGGGUUGCAGCGUUGUACAUAAAGUGAAGCAAGUGAGAAAGAAAGAACACAAACUGAAGAUCACCCCGUUGAAUGCUGAUGUGAUUGUGCUGGGACUGCAGAGCAAAGACCAGGCCGAGCAGUGGCUCAGGGUCAUCCAGGAGGUCAGUGGCCUGCCGGCUGAAGUUUCUGAGGGAAACCAGUACAUUCCAGAUACCCAGCGCCUAAGUUGUCAAAGGCCGGAGAUUUCUGAGAAAAACCCGUCAGCAUCCGAAUGUGGGAGCAAUGUGGACGGCCAUCCUGAAAUAACUGAAACCAAAGAUGUUAAGAAGAAAGGUGCAGCGGGACUCAAACUGAGCAACCUGAUGAACUUGGGGAGAAAGAAAUCUACGUCAAUGGAGAGUCCUGAGAGAUCUCUGGAAACAUCUACAUAUCUGAACAUCCUGGUGAACAGUCAGUGGAAAUCCCGAUGGUGUAACAUUAAGGAUGGCCACCUUCAUAUCUAUCAGGACAAGAACAGAUGUAAAACUGCCCAGCAGCCACUCAGCUUGGUGGGAUGUGAAAUUAUCCCAGACCCCAGCCCUGAUCAUCUUUACUCCUUUCGCAUUCUAAACAAUGGAGAAGAGCUUGUCAAGCUAGAGGCUAAGUCUUCAGAGGAAAUGGGCCACUGGCUGGGUCUGCUCUUAUCGGAAUCAGGAUCCAAGACCAGCCCAGAAGAAUUCACCUAUGACUAUGUGGACGCCGAUCGGGUUUCCUGCAUCGUAAGCGCGGCAAAGAAUUCUUUCUUCUUAAUGCAGAGGAAGUACUCAGAGCCUAACACCUACAUCGAUAACCUCCCCCCGAACCAGGAUCAACAAGAAGAGGUGUAUGACGAUGUGGAUGCCUCGGAAUUGACACUGGAGGAGUCCGCACCAGAAGAAGCACCGGCACCGGAAGCCAAGGGUGAAGAGCCAGACAGAGUGUAUCUUGAUCUCACACCUGUUAAGUCUUUCCUCCACUGUACGAGCAAAGCCCAAGCCCUCCUUUCCCCUUCCAACUCCCCAACUCUGGAAAGAGCCAGCUCUAAGUCAGAUGUGGGUAACCCAAACGAAAACACUGCAGUGGACCAGGAUGAGAUGUCCUGGAGAAAAUCUUUGGAAAUAUCAGCCGAGCAGAAUCCUUCAGAAAACACAGAAUCCGAAGAGCAGUUGCCAAAAAUUACCACGGUCAAAAUCCAGGCUCAGCAACAGAAAAUCUCUUUCCCUCAAGGCUGUCUUGAUGUCCAAGUCUGCCCAGCAGCAAUGAGCAGUGCCCAGCCAGUGACCGCUCCUUAUGAGAAAACAGAAAAGUCCAAGGUGACCAGUGCAGUGUCCGUGGAAACUAAACUCGGUAAAAAUCGGACUGAAGCAGAAGUGAAGCGGUACACUGAAGAGAAAGAGCGGCUAGAGAAGGAGAAAGAGGAGAUCCGUGGUCACUUGGCUCAGCUCCGGAAGGAGAGACGGGAGCUGAAGGACAGCAUGGUCAACUGCACAGUUAAGAGUACCUUGACUGGUCUGGAACAGAAGCUGAAGGAGGUGGAAGAAGAGUGCAAAAAGAAGGAAAAUAUGCGUGUUGAUCUAGAACUCAGCAUUGUGGAGGUGAAAGAAAAUCUAAAGAAGGCUGAGGCAGGGCCGGUGACCCUGGGAACAGCUGUGGACACUACCCACCUGGAGAGCGCCGGCCCCAAGGUAAAAGUCACCAACUUGACCACCAUUUCAGACUGUUCCCCUGUCAAUUCUGCUACAGCUUUAAAGAACAGGCCCCUCUCCGUCAUGGUAACCGGAAAAGGAACGGUCCUACAAAAAGCUAAGGAAUGGGAGAAGAAAGGUGCAAGUUAGAAAAUGUCUUCAAGGAAGGACAAAAGAGACUGAACUAUUUUUGUUAUGGACUACACAGAGGACAAGACUUUCAGUUAAGGCAGCACAUACCCUGGAGGUAGGAAUGUGUGCAGAAGGAAAGAAAGGCCUGGAGGAGCCUUGAGAAAAAGCCCUUCCCAGUCGCUUGAGUGUGUCUGCUGCCUCCCUUUACAGUGCUAAGGGAAAAAGUAACACAAAAGGAAAAAGUACUUGUUUUUGUUCCUAACCCUAUUGAUGUAAACAGGAAAGAUUAUAUUUUGGUUUCAUGUAUUUCUAUUUUCAUGUUUAUCAAUUUGCAUUAUCUUGA